AAAGGAAAAUCGAGGAAAGAAGGAAUAAGAAUGCGUGGCGGAGGAAAUUUUGCGAGCAACGGAGAGGGGUGUCUUCGGGGUAGUACGACGGUAGUAACGAUGCCAGUUCUUCGCAAGCGAGUUGGGCUCGAACUCGAGCGUCGCGAGAGUGAGAGAAGCUACCAGCAGCCUGGCUCAUCUUGUAGUGUCUAGUUUAACGAGAUGACGGGCUCGUGGCUGAGACCCGCGUUUUUCGUGGGCCUGAGUUUUCUAGCCAUUGCCUUGCAGGGAGUGCAAUGCGAAGAAGAGCUAGAAUCGAUACCACCGGAAGACCUUUGCCGGCCUUACAUCGAGAAGGCACUCAAGGAUCUCGGCACAGGAUCUUUGGAGCAGACCAGUGCAGAGGCCGAUAAUGUCGACGACGAGGAGGGACGCGGAGAAGAAGCGUUGGCUAUCAGUGCGGAGGUCGAUGAGUCGAUAGAGAAGGAUGUUUCGAGAGCAGAUCGACCGGAGGACAAGGAAGAAACCGAUAACGUCGAAGAGGCAGAAGGAAAAGAAGAAAAGGAAGAGGUUUCUGGAGAGACCGAUGAGAUCGGUGUAGAAGAGAUUUCAGAAGGGGAAAGUGAGGAUGAAUCGAUCGAAGCCUCUGACAAGGACGAUCAAACGGACGAAGCUCUUAAGGACGAGAGUAACGAGGAGAUAAAAGAAGACGAAAGCGAGGCGAAGGAAGAAAAAGAAGUAGAAGAAGAAGAAGAAGAAGGAGAAGAAGAAGAAGAAGAAGAAGAAGAAAAAGAGGAAUCCGUUGAACCGAGAGAGGAAGAAAAGGAUCGAUCCAAGGAAGAAACGGGUAGCGAGGAAGAAGAGCAAAGGUCUGCCGAAGAAGAGGCGAUUCGAUUAGACGAUGACGACUUGACCGCGGUCACAGAGUCAUCCGAAGAAGGUGCAAAGGCCGACGAUAUAUCCGAGGAGGAGAUCCAAACGAGCGAUGCAAUUGCGUCUGUUAGCGAAAAUGAAAUCGGAGGAAAAGAGGAAAGUGCCGAAAAUUUAGAGACGUCGCAAAGGGAGAAAGAAGAGACAGACGACGAGAGCGAUCGAGAAGCCGAUGCUGAUAAGGAAGAAAGUUCUUUGGAAGAUGAAAAGGCGGAUGAAUUAUCGAAAGAAGCGAGCGAGGAAGCGAGCGAAGAAGCAAAGAAACGCGAAUCAAACGACGAUGAUAAAUCUGAUAAUGAUAAGGACAAUGACAAACCCGACGCAGGCGAUUACGAGGAAAAGGUCGAGAGAGUAGAGAAAGAAAAGCAUGAAAGCGAAGAGGAAGACGGUCGAGCGAGCGAAGAAAAGGACGAGAUCGGGUUAGAGACAACGACUAUAUCCGAAGAAGCGGUGGAAAAGGAAGAAGAGAGCGAAGAGAAAAGUCCGAAAUGGCAAGGGGAAGAAGAGGGAGAAGGAGAGAAGGAAGGUACGUCUCGUAGCAGACGAGAAGCUUACGACGAUGAAAACGACGAAAGACCGUUAGAAAUCCCUCGAGAAGAUAAAGGCGAAGAGGACGAAGAAGCAAAAGUUCAAAGCGAGGAAGAACCGAGCCCCGAGGAGGAUUUGAUUCGAGAAAUACAAGUGCCGGAAAAUCUUCGACCGCGCGAUCACAUCAACCAAUUGUUAAAAUUAGACGAGGAAAACGAAGAAAAGGAACGUGCCGUACAGAAAGUUUCCGACAUUGUCUUGAGAGAUUUGAAGAAGCUCUACGAUAACGCGAUUCAACCUUUAGAAACGCUCUACAAGUACAGAGAUCUCAGUAACAGACACUUUGGAGAUCCCGAGAUAUUUUCCAAACCAUUGGUACUCUUCAUGGGCCCUUGGAGCGGUGGCAAAUCUUCCAUCAUUAAUUACUUAUUGGACAUAGAGUAUACGACGACCGCAUUGCGGACAGGAGCCGAACCCUCUCCCGCAUAUUUCAACAUCCUAAUGUACGGCGAAGAAGAAGAGGUUCUAGAUGGUACGCAAUUGGCUGCCGAUUGGACUUUUUCUGGAUUACAAAAGUUUGGCCAAGGGAUGUUGGAUCGUCUUAGAGGGCUGCGCUUCGAUAAUAAGUUACUCGAGAAGGUCAAUAUCGUCGAGAUACCUGGCAUCUUAGAGAUACGCAAACAAGUUCAAAGAUUGUUUCCGUUUAACGACGCGUGCCAGUGGUUCAUCGACAGAGCAGACAUUAUUUUCCUAGUCUACGACCCCUCGAAAUUAGACGUUGGACCCGAAACAGAAGCGAUUUUGGAUCAACUUAAAGGACGUGAAUAUCAAACACGAAUCAUUCUCAAUAAAGCUGAUCAAGUCAAACCGGAAGAACUUAUGAGAGUGCAAGGUGCACUCAUUUGGAAUAUAUCUCCGUUAAUGUCUAGCGCUGAACCACCGAUAAUGUAUUCCACCUCCCUAUGGUCUUUACCUUACGAAACUGGCGCACCUACCAGGCUACUGUACGCGCAAGAGCGCGCCUUCCUUCGAGAUUUGCGUUCUGCCAUUGACAAAAGAGUCGAACAUAAAAUAGCUAGCGCUAGGAGAUUUGCCGUUCGCGUACGAAAUCAUGCAAAAAUGGUAGAUUGCUACUUAACGACGUAUUAUAAUCAUAAAACCUUUUUCGGAAAUAAGAAAGAGAUUAGUGACAAGAUCGUUGAAAAUCCUCAAGAUUAUCAUAUUUACGAAGGCUUGAGCACUCUUACCAAUAUAUCACGUUAUGAUCUUCCCGAUCCGGACGUUUAUCGAGAUUUCUUUCGAUUAAAUCCUUUAUACGAUUUUCAGCUUUUAAGUUCAACUUGCACUUAUUUCCGCGGUUGUCCUAUAAAUAGACUCGACGUUGCUAUUGCAUAUGAUCUGCCAGAACUUGUUGGAAAAUAUAAGAAAUCUGUAGAAGUGGUGAUGCAUGAGAAUGAGGCUAGUAGCCCAUCCAGUUGAGUACAAAUACAUCUUCUAUAAUGAAAUUCUUUCUACCAUGUAGAGUACAGAAUAAUGGCUUAUUUUCCUUUUACUCUACGUCCAAAUAGAUCAAAUGAUAAAUUAAGAUGAUUGUGCACAAAUACAGUAUUUUUCACAACGACAGGAGAAAUCUCCUCCCAUAAUUAUGAAUUUAACGACCUACUGCAACAAUUGGGAGUAGACUGUGCUCGAGCAUUGUGCUGGGAUAAAGUUGAGUCAUUGUAUGAAGUUAUAUACGAUCGAAAUGCACAUCACUGUACAUUCUCUAUAAAGAAAAUGAAUAACGAGGGAGAGAGAGAAUGAGUGAGAGAGAGAGAGAGAGAGAGAGAGAGAGAGAGAGAGAGAGAGAGAGAAUGAGAGAGAGAGAGAGAGAGAGAGAUAUUUUAAGCAAGCGUCGAUGCUGCAAACAAAUGUGUUUUCAAAGCCACAAGAUUCAUAAUUUAUGAAGAUAAUUUAUAAUUAUCCCAACAUAUUUUUCAUUUCGAUUUGUUUAGAGUGAUCUCAGCAGUUAAAUUACUAACUUGCGAAUAUCUCAAACAAUCUCCUCUUUUAAAAUUAUGCUUGCACCUGGAAGAUAAUGCGAGUGUUAUCAUUCCGAUAUAAAAUGAACAGUAAAAGUUUUCCUUGAAUGUGUUCUAACAUUAAAUUAUCCAUCAUAAGAUUAGCA
This is a messenger RNA of Vespula pensylvanica (western yellowjacket), 3604 nucleotides long. RefSeq lists its product as uncharacterized. The transcript is spliced from 11 exons. The record is from RefSeq and is a predicted model, not a curated record. The coding region runs from base 202 to 2916 and encodes 904 amino acids. NCBI's taxonomy places the organism in Eukaryota, Metazoa, Arthropoda, Insecta, Hymenoptera, Vespidae. Gene Ontology annotation, molecular function: GTP binding.